GACAGUAAUAAUUGACAUAAAAUUUGAUUUUUAUGUCUACACUAAAAAAUAGAUCUUAUCUAUCUAGAAUAAAAUCUUAUCUAUUUUGUGUCUAUACUUUAAUCCUUAUGUCUUUGUAGCAGAUGGUGUUACAUGUGCACCAUCCAUCUUUAUUUAUUGAGUUGAUGUAGUCAUCUAUUAUCAUACAGAAUAAAUUUGCUCAGUUAAUCAUUCGAAUAGAACAGGACUCAUCUACAUAACAUCGAAUUCUAUCGAUAACCCAGAAAUUAUGAAUAUGACCUAACUAAAUUCAAGUAGUACUACUUCUAUACUAAAUUUUAUUGAAUGAAAUUAAAACCGUUAGUAGCAGCAUCAAUUAAUUUUCAUGGUUGUAUACUUUGAAGAAAACAAGAAAGAGUUUUUACCUAGGAUAUCCAUAAUAAAAUUUUUAUAAUGUCAUGUAAUUAUGCUGAUGGUCUAUCACCAUAUGAAUACAAGGGUGAAGUUGGCAUGCAAGAGGUAUUUGACUCUCCUGAAGAAUUAAAAAAGAAAAUCACCAUAUUAGCCAAGUGGAUAAAAGAAUCAAAAUAUACUGUAUUUCAUACUGGUGCUGGUAUCAGUACAUCUGCAGGUAUUCCAGACUUUCGAGGACCAAAAGGUGUGUGGACUCUUGAAAAGGAAGGAAAAAAACCAGAAGUUAAUUUGGAUUUUGAUGAUGCCAAACCAACAAUUACCCAUAUGGCUAUCAAUAGUUUGGUUAAACAAGGGUACAUUAAAUAUGUUGUUAGUCAAAACAUAGAUGGCUUGCAUUUAAAAUCUGGUUUACCAAGAAAAUUAUUAUCUGAAGUACAUGGAAAUAUGUUUACUAUGAAAUGCGACAAAUGCAAAAGGAAUUUUGUGAGUAAAACAGCUGUAAAAACUGUUGGACAACGUUGUCUUGGUAUUAAAUGUUAUGGAGCCAAUAAGAAUGGUCACCAAUGUCGAGGUAUAUUGUUUGACACUAUUUUAGACUGGGAACAUCAAUUACCUGAUGAAGAAUUAGAGUUAGCAGAAUUACAUUCUAAGAUGGCAGAUUUAUGUAUUUGUCUAGGUACCUCAUUACAAAUACAACCAAUUAAUUUAGUGCCAUUUAAUGCAAAAAAAAACAAAGGAAAAGUUAUAAUAUGUAAUCUACAAAAAACUAAAUGUGAUCGUAAAGCCGAUUUAGUGAUUCAUACAUAUGUUGAUGAUUUAAUGAAAUCAUUGAUGGAAAUUCUUCAACUUGAUAUAGACCAAUAUGAUGAACUCAAUGAUCCUACUAAAAUUAUAAAUAAAAUUACUGACUGGACUAUUUAUGAUAAUAAUAUUAUUGAAAUUCGAGAAAUGAGAAAAAAUGCAUUACGAAAUAAGAAACGAAAGAAAUCUAUGGUUAAAAUAAUUAAUGACCCUGUUAAUGGAUUAAAUGGAAAUCAUGACAAACAAAUAUUAACACUAUCAAAAAUAAGCAAGCUAAAUAAUUUUGAUAAUAUUAUGAUCUGCAAAUCUCAGAUGUUGGAACUCACUAUCAAGUCUUUCGAAAAUUGUUUAGUUCUGUACUUUUAUCAAAUUGUUUAUAGUACAGUGUUUUACUUUGAAUGGUUGCAUAUUAAGUUAUAAUAUUUUAACAUUAAAUUAUUUUUUUUUGGUAAAAA
Messenger RNA from Daktulosphaira vitifoliae (grape phylloxera), 1649 nucleotides. It is a transcript of the gene Sirt6, whose product is annotated as NAD-dependent protein deacetylase Sirt6. Lineage: Eukaryota; Metazoa; Arthropoda; Insecta; Hemiptera; Phylloxeridae. The record is from RefSeq and is a predicted model, not a curated record. Gene Ontology annotation, molecular function: NAD+ binding. The transcript has 10 exons. Bases 433 to 1614 code for a protein of 393 amino acids.